Messenger RNA from Sinocyclocheilus anshuiensis, 6521 nucleotides. RefSeq names its product regulating synaptic membrane exocytosis protein 1-like. The coding region runs from base 4 to 4407 and encodes 1467 amino acids. Gene Ontology annotation, cellular component: cytoskeleton of presynaptic active zone; presynaptic membrane. Lineage: Eukaryota; Metazoa; Chordata; Actinopteri; Cypriniformes; Cyprinidae. The transcript has 30 exons. The record is from RefSeq and is a predicted model, not a curated record. Gene Ontology annotation, biological process: regulation of membrane potential; calcium ion-regulated exocytosis of neurotransmitter; regulation of synaptic vesicle exocytosis. Gene Ontology annotation, molecular function: transmembrane transporter binding; small GTPase binding.
AUCAUGGCUGUGAUGGUUCGGCAGAGGGAGGAAGAGGCAAAGGAUGAGGCCAUGCUCAAAGAGGAGAAGCCCAUACAAGCAAAAACAGUGAACCUGGUCGGGAACAAGAAACCACCUCAGCAGAACGACAUCAGGUUGCACCAGCAGUUUGCCAACUACAAGGAGCAGGUGAGGCGAAUUGGGCCGGAGCCCCCCCAACAGAGGCAGCAGGGCCAACACAAGGAUGACGCCCCCACCUGUGGCAUCUGCCACAAGACCAAGUUUGCUGAUGGCUGCGGAAACCUGUGCUCCUACUGCCAGACUAAGUUCUGUGCCCGGUGCGGGGGAAGGGUCUCUCUGUGUUCCAGUAACAAGGAGGACAAAGUGGUAAUGUGGGUAUGUAACCAGUGCCGAAGGCAACAGGAUAUGCUCACUAAAUCAGGAGAGUGGUUUCCCAGCCAAGGGCCCAAGCCUGGAGAGCUGGGGUCAGCAGUGAGUGAACCGACCAUGUGUGGAGAUCCCAUUGGGGAGAAGAAGGUGUGCUCUAGGUCUCAGAACCCUCUCGACUCCUCAGUUUCCACUGCCCAUGACUCCCAGUCACCUGCCCCAACUGACCCCAGAAAAGGCCCCUCCACAGCACCAGCCGACACGCCGUCAUCACGCUCAUGCAGUGAGCCUCCACAAGGAAGAAAGAAGCCACCAGCAGCCUCUGAUCAGAAUGGCAAGCUAGGGCCAAGAGGUGAGAGGCGGCGAGGCCUGUCCAAAAUCCACUCCGAAGAGCGAGAUACCGGAGAAAAUCGGAGAGAAAGUCGAAGACUGAUGAAGACUCGCUCUCAGGAGCACGACAGUCCUGAGACCAGGAGGAUUGAGGGUGAGCAGAAACCACUCAGGGAACAGUGCAGGACUAACCCAAAUACUCCACAUCAUCUGGCCAAACUCCAGGUGGCAGAGCCUGAUGGACGUAUGCACCCUAAGGCGAGGGAAGCGGGGGAGAUAGUGCAGGACAACAGAGGUGCACGGAGAUGGGCAGAUGGGCGGCAGGCCUCGCUGGAGGGCCAGCAGCAGGCCUACGCCCCAGAAAGGACCGCGGGGGGUAAAGGUUUGCAGGGUGCGCCUAUUGUGCAGGGUCCUCCUCCUAAAACAAACCACGCCCCACAGCCGCCCGCUCCGGGGUUCAGGGUGGGCCCUGCCAUGCCCGCAGGCCCACCUGAGCUCAGGGAGCCUCAGGAAUGGGACAGGAAGUUGCAGCCGAGCCAUUUGGACCCCAGCUCGGAUGCGCUGCUGCGCAAAUCAACACGACAAAAAGCUGAGAGCAUGCUGCGCAAUGAUUCGCUCAGCUCUGACCAAUCGGAGUCUCUACGACCACCCCCGCCCCGCCCCUACAAGAGCAAACGGGGCGGAAACAAGAGGCGGAUGUCUGUCAGCAGCUCGGAGGAAGAGGCCGGUUCGACACCAGAAUACACCAGUUGUGAAGAUGUGGAGAUUGAGAGCGUCAGCGAGAGAGGGGACUGGGAGUGCUGUCCACUGGACCCCACUGCGUGGCAUCAUCCGGUUACAUGGCAGCCCUCCAAGGAAGGUGAUCAUUUAAUUGGCCGAAUCACUUUGAACAAGCGAACAGCCAUGCCAAAAGAGGCUGGGUCUCUGCUAGGGCUAAAGGUGGUCGGGGGGAAGAUUACAGAAACUGGGAGACUUGGGGCCUUCAUCACCAAAGUCAAGAAAGGAAGUAUAGCUGAUGUGGUGGGUCAUCUGCGGGCCGGUGAUGAAGUGCUUCAGUGGAAUGGUAAAUCAUUACCAGGAUUAACCAAGAAAGAAGUUUACAAUAUCAUCUUGAAUUCCCAAACAGAACCACAAGUUGAAUUAGUAGUAUCAAGGCCAAUAGGUGAUACACCACGAAUACCAGAAACAUCACACCCUCCGUUAGAAUCUACAGGUUCAAGUUCCUUCGAAUCACAGAAGAUGGAAAGACCCUCUAUAUCUGUCUUGUCCCCUUCCAGCCCAAGUGGUCUUAGAGAUGCCCCUCAGCUACUGCCUGGACAGCUGUCGGUGAAAAUGUGGUUCGAUAAGGUCGACCAUCAGCUGAUAGUGAACGUAUUGCAGGCUAUAGACCUGCCACCCAGAUCGGGUGGACGACCCAGAAACCCCUAUGUCAAAAUGUACUUCCUGCCUGAUAGAAGUGAUAAGAGCAAGAGAAGGACGAAGACAGUGAAGAAAAGUCUGGAGCCCAAGUGGAACCAGACAUUUGUGUACUCUCAUGUCCAUCGCCGGGAUUUCAGAGAACACAUGCUGGAGAUUACUGUGUGGGACCAACCCAGAAUACAAGAUGAGGAGAGUGACUUUCUGGGAGAAAUCCUAAUCGAGCUGGAGACUGCCCUGUUGGAUGAUAAGCCUCACUGGUACAAGCUGCAGACACAUGACGUCUCUUCCAUCCCACUGCCACACCCGUCGCCAUACCUGCCCCGCAGACACGGACACACUGAAACACCCACCAAAAAGCUGCAGCCUACAGAAAACCGAUCAAGAGAAAGAGAAAGAGAAUGGGACAGAGAAAGAGAACGGGACCGAGACAGAGACAGAGGCCGAGACCGGGCGACAACAUUAGAGGUUCCAGAUCAGCAGAGGCCAACUCAGUAUCGCUCACGGUCCGUGUCCCCACACAGAGAUGAAGAGAGCAGGGGACGGUCCCGCCCAGCCAACGUCCCUGCACAGAGGAGUCUGGAUGAGGUCCAGCACAGCCGGCGAUCCCGUUCCCCAACACGCAACCACGACCGUGCCCGUGUGCAAGAGAGAGAAUACGUAGAUGACAGUGAGGUCAUCUUGAUACACAGAUCAAUGCGGGGUAGAAGCGCAGAGUGUCUGCACACCCAAAGUGAUCUACAGCCCUCUCUUGACAGGGUUAGAAGUGCUAGUACCAACUGUCUGAGACCAGGUUCUAAUUCCAAUUCACCUGAACGAGACAGGAGCACCCAGUCUCUGCCCCGUACCAGACCCACGAGCCCCAGGAUCCUAAUUCAGCAUGCCUCCCCAGAAGACGACAGGCAGUUGAGAACUCUGGACAAGACUAGCUGUCAGAAACUUGGCAAGAAAAUAUCUGACAGUGAGCGGGUGCAGCCGCACACCAGCCCUGCAUUCUCCUCAUCAACAGCCACCAAUUCUUCGACACGCAAGGUCAGACAGCUUCCCCAAGUCCCCGCCAAAAGCAGCAGUGUAGAGCAAGCUCUUGCUUCAGAGGAGCGAACGCGGCAAAUGAAAGUACAUACCUUCCGAACACCAGCUCCAUCCAGUACCAGCCAGGAUCUGGAGAGUACGCUCAAGAAUAAACGAGAGCUUUAUAAGGAGCAGCGAAGGAGCUGUGACAAUGUGUCCCACAAGUCCUCAGACAGUGAUGUCAGUGACGUGUCAGCCAUCUCUCGCGCCAGCAGUGCCUCGCGGAUCAGUAGCACCAGCUACAUGUCCAUUCAAUCAGAACGACCCAGGGGUCACUUUAGCCGUCAUAUUCAUCCAUCCAGCCGCACCAUGCUGAAGAGUACAAGUGUUAGUGGGGAAAUCUACACUCUGGAGCGUACGGACGGCAGUCAGUCAGACACCGCUCUGGGAACACUGGGAGCAGGAGGGAAAAAGCGCAGAUCCAGCCUUAGCGCACGUGUAGUCGCCAUCGUUGGCAUUCCCUCUCGCCGCAGCAGGAGCACCUCUCAGCUCAGUCAGACAGAAGCAGCCAACAAGAAAGCAAAGGGAUCCAGUCAGAUCCAGCGCAGUCAGGAGACGGGAAUGGCAGUGGAGUAUCCCCGCAACGUCAUGGCUCGCCAAGCCAGCCGAGAGUCCACUGAUGGCAGCAUGAACAGUUAUAGCUCUGAGGGCAAUCUGAUCUUCUCAGGGAUGAGAUUAGGGGCCGACAGCCAGUUCAGUGACUUCCUAGAUGGUCUUGGCCCUGCUCAGUUGGUGGGUAGACAAACACUUGCUACGCCUGCUAUGGGAGAUGUUCAGAUUGGACUGAUGGACAAGAAAGGGCAACUAGAGGUGGAGGUUAUCAGGGCCCGUGGUCUUACGCCUAAACCAGGUUCCAAAUCGCUGCCGGCUCCCUAUGUCAAGGUCUAUUUGCUGGAAAACGGAGCGUGCAAAGCCAAAAAGAAAACCAAGAUUGCACGAAAAACGCUCGAUCCUUUGUAUCAGCAAUCGCUGCUGUUUGAGGAAAGUCCGCAGGGUAAAGUUCUCCAGGUAAUAGUCUGGGGAGAUUACGGCCGCAUGGACCACAAAUGUUUCAUGGGAGUCGCCCAGAUUCUUUUAGAGGAGCUGGAUCUUUCUAGCACAGUGAUCAGUUGGUACAGACUGUUUCCCCCUUCAUCACUGGUCGACCCAACGUUAGCUCCUCUCACUCGUCGCGCUUCCCAGACCUCGCUGGACUCUUCAGGGCCGCCGGGCAUCAGGUCCUAGUGAACAGACGGGAGCGCGAGGCGAAACAAAACACACGACCCAGUGGACCAAGGACCGGAGGCAACAAUCAGAACCAGAGCGGCAGAUAAAGAGACAGAUGGACAGAAUCAUGAUCAAAGCUUUGCUGAAGCCUGACAAUCACUUCUCUCUUUUACUUUUGAUCUUUGGGUUGUAGAGAUUUCCUUUGAUCCACUCUGCUCCUUUACUGCAUGUUUUGUUGCCGAGAUGACGAUUCAACCCAAAUAAAAAGAGAAGGAAGGGAGAGGCAGCCGAAACGCGGUCCUGCUUCAUCUGACAGGAAGCGAAGCUCACAGUGGCGCCGGUAGCCUAGACUGCUCUGGUCAGUCAGCACAUUUAUUUUCUCACGUGUGUUUGAGAGUUAGCGAGAGUGAGAGGACAGCACUGCCCUUCCUCUAUAUUGCACUUACAGGAAGUCCCUCUGCUGAAAGACCAGAAGUCGAGGGUUAAAGGUCAAAAUUUAGUCUGCUCAGAGAGUUUCCUCUCUGCAUCACGGAUGCUGCAUCCAAGGCCCCGCCAUGUGCCGGUCUGGCACAAACUCAGACUCAGAUUGUGUGACUGCGGUGUGUGUGUGUGUGUGUGAGUGUGCGUUUGCGUCUAAGAAGGCAGGGACGCCUGAGAACCUUUUAAGUCUGUUUACAGCAGUCGCUACCGACUGCUUUGCCUUUUCACGUUACUGUUGAUUUGGUAAAUAGGCACACUUUGUAGAAUGUGAAAACAUGCUUCAUGUUUUCUGACAUUUGUGUCAUACGAGCUUCAUGGAAGACACAAAACCACUUGUAUUUGAUUCACCGGGACUGUAAGAAGCUGCCAUAAUCAUUUAGGUUCCCUGACAGGAAACUGCAGAAACGGUCACUAGAUGCAUUAGCUCACUAACAUAUUUGAUUCCCGGAUUUCACGCGAUCACAAACCAUAUCUUACAGGCCUUUCCAAGCAUUUUUAAUUCUAUUCUGUUUGGUAAAGGACCUGUACAUUCUGAUAUUCAAAUUUCUACCCGACUAGAGUUUACAUUAUUUUAAUGCAAGCACAAAAAGAGAAAAAGUUCAAGCUUUUGGAGAUUAAAACUAAUACAAAAAAAGAGGCCAAAAUCAGAAGCUUCCUAUUUUUAGCUGUUUGUCAUCAGUUUUCAGUUUAGUUGAUUAUAAAACCAAUCUCACAGAUCCCCCCUGAGCAUUUUGAAUGUGACAGUGAGACGUUCCAACAAGGGGAACAGAUGCCACCAACAAGGGGAACAGCAUGAAUCUGGAACUGUUCCAAGUUGCAUGCACAUUUUGUAAAACAAGACAGAUGAGAAAAAAAGAGACUACAAUAAGUGUGUGUUAGUUCCACAAACUGUAGGCCAGCUUGUAUGUUGCAUGUACUUGUACAGUUUGCUUGUACUUGAUAUAAAUAGAUGAUCAAAUAAAACUAACCAUUCAUUCCAUGUGUGGGCAUUUGGCCGGGUUCAGCCAUACACACAGGCCUUAUUUUGGGGCUGAAUGUCUAUAAUAAUUUUUAAGUUGUUUGAUUUCCUUUUUUGUUUUGUUUUGUUUUUUUUAAACCCUGGAUGGAAAAUUAAGUGCUGCACUGUAGUACUGAGCAAACACAAGGCCCUAUUUUUAUUAAAGAUGUUGGUGUUCACUGUAGUCUGUACUACUGUGAGGCUAAAUCUAAGGUAGAUAAUCUGUAUAAAAACUAGAGCUAUCUGUAUAUGGAAUAUAAUUACGAAAAUCACAAUGACUUAGAGAUAUAUUGAUAUUGAAACAGAGUGUAUCAAGUAAACAUCACUUACGUACAUGCAUAUAUGUAAAUAUGAGUCUGCAAAGAAGUUUACUUAUAUUUACAAAGCAGCCCCAUUCAAGUUAAUGGAUCAGUGCUCUGUCUCUUGGUUCUGCUGAGCGGAAGAAGGGAUGCCUCAAGUUUUAUUUUAGUGAUGCCCAAUCUGAUGAGAGAAAUUUGGACCUCUGCCGACCUGUUGCGUUAUCAUAAAUGCUCAUGAAUCCUUGUUUCAAUGAGAAGUUUACUUUAUAUGCCUGGUUAGGGCAGAGUUAUUUACUUUGUCAGUAUUAUUCAAGGAUACUGAUUGUUUACAGUUCGUGUGUUCCACUGAAACAAAA